This is a messenger RNA of Schistocerca serialis cubense, 4782 nucleotides long. RefSeq lists its product as uncharacterized. The record is from RefSeq and is a predicted model, not a curated record. Lineage: Eukaryota; Metazoa; Arthropoda; Insecta; Orthoptera; Acrididae. The transcript is spliced from 3 exons. The coding region runs from base 2605 to 3111 and encodes 168 amino acids.
AUUGUCUGCUAAAAUAAACAGAUCAGUUUCUCAACUAGCCUCUACCCUCUUGUCUGAAUAUAAAAUGCAUUCUUUUAAAAUUCAGUGUAAUAAACCUGUACAUCACAAACACCACAUAUAGUCAUGUCUUCCACUAAAGUAGGUAGCCUUGUGUUACUGGGCUGUGCCCUACCUGUGGUUGAGAGAGAGGACUUUAUCUUCCCUUAGUUGCUAGAAAAAGGUAAGUCAGGUCCAAGUUGUUGAUCUUACCGCCACAGCUCAGGCACAGUUGUCUCCAACCACUCUUAUUCCCACUGACACAUGAAUCUACACCUCAACAGCAAGAAUAGGUCGGGGGAAAGCGCAUUGGUCACAGGAAUUUCAGAACAAGCUCCCUUAGCUGCCACAUCUGCUAAUUCAUUUUCUUGAAUUCUCAUGCACUUUAGUAUUGAGCAGAAUGACACUUUCUUCCCCAACCUUUGCAGUCACAGAUGCUAUCCAUGGAUGUUCUGGGCACAUUUUUCAGCUGGGUACACGAGUCAUAUAGACUGAAGAGCAUUCAGAGAGCCCAGGAUUAUAAAGAAUUUCUAGGCACAAAUAUGUCUCAUUUGCUACAGUGCCCUAAAAUCGGCAUGUAAUUCCAUAUCAAAUACAGUGAAUUCAUUUAGUAAAUCGAUCUUGAAAACAUGCUCACAGAAAACCACUCAGAAGCCAACAGACUCCCUCUGCUUAGAUUCAACAGUAAGCACAGCUAUAUACCAGGUGGUUGUAAUUAAACUUUUCCUAUUUAACACAUUAUAACACUGAAAAUAAUUACCGUACAUGUACCAAACUUGCCACAGUGCCACCAUCCAGUUCCAACUAUGGCCACCAGGUGCCGUGAUCAGUCAUCGUGAUUCAUAAUCUCACACACCUGACCAAUCGCAGUUGAUGUGUCAACAUGAGCAUGGACAAAAGGAGUAGGCCCUUAUGGGUGAAGCUCUGUUAUCAAAACAACAGUAAUGCUGCAGCUGCACUUCAAAAAUAUCACUGGCUGAAAGGAUUACAGAAGGGUCAGCUUUCUCCACCCGCCCUCUCCGAGGGACAUCACCUUGACAAAGCACUGUCCGUGCGGGUGGAGGGGCUUGCAUAUCUGUGCGAACCUGAGGGCUAUGCCAAAGGAUCAGACUAAGAGUGUCCCACAACGUCCCAUCUUCCCUAUCCACUCCUAGUCCUAUCCUAUUCCCUGACCCAACCCAAGGCGUGAUGCGAUCCAUGCUAAGGGAUGCGUGGCACAUGGGAAGAUGGGUUGCAAACGGAGCCUCGGGGAUACCGGGCGACCUCCCUGAGUAAUUAGCCUUACACCACGUGGGGUAUUUGUAGUGUGGACCUUCUAGAUCCCCAAAUCUCGUGGGACGAACAUGGAAAAAGAAAAAGAAACUGAGGGGCAAAUUCAGACGUCAGAUACCAAAACAUCGGAGACUGAACUGAUGGAAGGCAUUUCCACUACUGAAUCAGGGUCUAGACCUGAGCCAGAAGUGGGAACUGUAACCGAGAAGCUAGACCAGAUUAAGAUCAAAGGCUUGUCUGGGGCCCAAAGGAGGUAGCUACUCAGGGAACAGAGGAAAGAGGAAGGAAAAGAAUGGCUUCCUAAACACAAAUGGAGGAAAGUAAAGGGACUAGAACCCAAGACACCCAGGAAAAACUGUCUCUGGUUGAAGGGGACAUGCAGACCCCAACAACGUCAGACAGGUAGUAAGCGGAUAAGGGAGGAACCAAGGACUCCCUCCUCCCUGGAUAAGCGAGUCCAGAAAAAACCGAGGCAAGAAAUAGGGAAACAGACCUAUAGUACUGCAGUCUCGGUUUUUAGGACGGCAGUUAUCCAGGAAGGUUAUCCACUGGUGGCCAUCACCUCACAGCAGGAGGAACUAGUACAGAGGGCCCUCUUUGAAUAGAUUGGGAGGGACGCUGGCCCAGGUCCCAACUUCAGGAGGGUCUAUCUAGAUUGUGGUGCACUCAUUUUUGUCUGUGAAGGGAUGCACACAGUAGAAUGGCUCAAGGACAAGGUGCCCAUGAUAUCCCUGUGGGAAGAUGCGAAGCUGCUGGUCAAGACGGCAGCGGAGCUUCUUAAGACCGCAAAGAUAUCACUACGGGUACCCAAGAUCCUUAAGGAAGUCUCUCCCAAGACUCUGUUUAGGAAAAUAGGGGCCAGAACCCAAAGGUCCCGACAGAAGACUGGAGAGUGAUUAACCAGAAGGUUGCUCCGGAAGGACGAACCCUGAUAGUGGAAGUUGGUGAGAAGUCCCUGAAGGCGAUGCAACAACAGGACCUGAAACUGUUUUUAGGGUUCUAGCAGGUCACCGUCAGGAUUCUCAAAGACCUCACAGAUGGCAGAAGACAGAGCCUGGAGGUGCUGCAGAUUAAUCUGCAGCACAGUAAAGGGGCCUCUGCUGCUCUGAGCUGCUGCCUGGGGAGACAAGAAGUGGACUUGACCCUGAUACAAGAACCCUAUUUAUACAAAGGGGGUGUAUUGGGCCUCAGAGGCACUGGAGGUAAGCUGAUCUAUGCCAUGAAUCUAAGAAACUCCAGAACAUGCAUCUAUGUUAGAAAUGGCAUUUCUUCUCUAGGGACUUAGUGACCAUCAAAAUGCAGCAAUGUGAGGAAGGUAUCACGAGGGAAAUUAUGUUGGCCUCAGCAUACCUUCCUUAUGAAGACAGUUCUCCCCCUGCCUUGGAGGUGAGGAGAUUGGUAGAGACUUGCCAUCAGCAAUGUGACCAACUGCUGGUGGGGAGCGACGCCAAUGCCCACAACUUAGUGUGGGGCAGCAAGGACACCAACAGUAGAGAUGCUGCUUUAUUUGGAGAUGGGCAUGAUAGUGAUACAGAUCCCCAUUUUGUUCCCAGAAGUGAUAAUGAAACUAAAAGUGAAAGGGAUGAAAGUUGUACCCUGAUAUUCAGAGCUGGAAUACUAGAAGCUGAAAUGGCUGGGGGAAUUAUCGUGGAUUUACCGGACAAUGCAAUACCACCACCAAUGCAACAUGGCUCGAAAUAUCAUGCAUCUAAGGAGAGUACAACCACAACUGUCAUUUUAAGUGUAAUGAAAAUAUUCCACACGAGCAAAGGCAAGUCAUAUUUGAGGCAUAAUGGAACCUAGCUGAUUGGGAACUGCAAAUGCCCUACAUCCACAUUGCUGUAGAAUUGAAUCCUAUCAAAAGGCGAAAAAAAUUAGCUGUAAGUAGAAAAGACAGGUCAGUUACGCACAACCUUUAAGGCUACAGAAUUUGCAGAGCUUUUUUUCUAAGAUCCCGUGAUGUAUCAAACAAAAGAGUAAGAAAUAAUAUUCUGAAAAAGAAAGAAAACCCAUCUGGUGCGGCUCUGCGAGACAAAGGAGGUAAAAUGGAACCUGCAAACAAAAUUUCAGCAGAAAGAGUGGCAGUUACUGAUGAACACAUUAGAAGCUUCCCUAAGUACUCAAGUCACUACCGCAGAUCAAAAGCUGUCAACAAAAAGUUCCUUAACCCAGACUUAAACCUAACAAUUAUGUACAAGCUGUACAAAGAAUCAUGUGAGGAAAGAGGAAUCAUGCCUGAAAAAGAAAGCUUCUGCCGAAAAAUUUUCAAACAAAGUUUAAUUUGGGUUUUCAUAGGUCUCAGACAGAUAGCUGUGUCACUUGUGACAAGUUCCAAAUACAAAUUUUGCAUGGCACAGAAAAAGAAAAAAAGUUGGCGAUGAAACAAAAAGAAUUACACUUGAGAAAGAUGGAAGCUAUAAAAGAACUAAAAGAAAAAAGCAUCAAAAACAAGGCUAAAGAUACAGCAUCAAUUUGUUUAGACCUUCAAAGAAUGAUGCCAACACCUGCAGUUUAAAACUCCAAAGCCUAUCAUAUGCGACAAAUGUGGACAUAUAACUUAGAUGUCCAUAAUCUCAAAGACGAUAUCGGAAACAUGUACAUGUGGCAUGAGGGGCAAGCGAACAGGGGGUGUCGGGAAAUAAUGAGCUGCCUUCUAAAAUACAUUAAGACCCUCCCUAGCUACAUCAAACACAUUGAGGCAUUUACCAACAAUUGUGGACGCCAGAACAAGAGCCACUUGACAUCAAAAUUUUGGUUGUACAUAGUAAGAAACACAGGCAUUGAGACAAUCACUCAGCAUUACUUUGUACCUGACCACAUGUACAAUGAAUGUGACUGAGACUUUGGGCACACAGAGAUCAAAAAGAAAAAAAAGCAACAGAGACAUGUAUGUUCUGGACGACUGAGUGAGCCUAGUAGCGUCAGCCAAUUGGAAGUUUAUUGUAACUAAAAUGAGAGAUGAAGACUUUGUUGAUAUUGAUGCCCUGAACAAUGCUUUCCCCAGUAAAAGGCAUUAGAAAAAUUCAAAUUCUUAAAUUUAAGAAGAGUACUCCAGGCAUCCUACACAACAAGUAUUCGGCUCUAGAGCCAUACAGUCAACUUAGCCUGAAACAAAACUAUCUGCAAAGCUCCCAACUCUACAACCAACAACAACAACAACAACAACAACAACAACAACAAAGCAUAAACUACAACCACAAAAAGUAAAAGACCUGACUGAGCUGCUCCAGUUCGUAUUACCUAUCCAUCAUCCCUUUUAUUUGGAGUUAAAAAAUGUAACCACUCGGCCUCAAGCCCAAGCAGCAAGUUGGCAUGAUGAAGAGGCAGAACUAAGCGACAGAGAUAAAGAAGAUGAAGCUCUGGACAAUGUUUAUAGAACUGAUGAGGAUGAAUGAAAAUGAAAAUUUGUAUUUUGUUUCACCUUUUAGAUUGUAUGUUUUUUGAUUGAGCUUUAUUUUCUGUAAUACCAAUUUU